CAUGAGCCAGCACAUACCUGUGUGCCCUGCCCCACCCCCACCAUCAGCCCCCCCAGGCUCAGGAGCUUCUGUUACUGGUCAUGCUGGCCCUCUGUGUGUCCCCUCACACCGGAGCGGGGCCCGCACAAACCACCCUACCGCCGCUUUAAUCACUCUGCUCCCAGAAGUCCCCUGGUGAGGCAGCGGCCUGUCACCUGACCACACUGCCUCACUGUCCUUCAUGCUUCUAAACACGUGUGUGCUCCUGUGUGUUUCUCAUGUGUAAAUGCAUUACUUCAGUGUACCUCUUUGUCUCUCUGAUCACAAUACAAUCCGCAUGGCCAUGACCUCUAACCCCAGUCCCCAGGUGGCUGUCCAUGCUGAGGCACCUAUCUGAACGCCCAUGAGACUGACAUAGUCUGACAUGCAUGUUCUGAUGAGAUUAUGGUUCUGUUUAGCCCUGUCCAUCAAGCUGCUGACACACAGCAUAGGAUAAUCGACGCUUGGCUCAGACACACAUUAACCCCAAGGCUAAGCAUGAGGGCCCUCCUUCAUAACAUGGUGGCAUACAAGUAAUAUCUCCAAGCCACUAGGUGGUGCUGUUACACACCUGCCAUUGGCCAUCCCAGACCCUAGAAGGCAUCUGGUAAGGUAGUACUCCAUGCUGAAUGGAGAACAAGAAGGUGAGGGAUGAUGGAUUCGAGGGGUGCAUGUUCUUGACGUUCCCCUGUGGAUUUUGGGAGGGAUUGACUAAGUUGUGACUUGAGAAAUUACUAUUAUGAAUCAGCAAGUUUGCCAGACAUUAUGAAAUCAAUAAAGAAGAGCUGGGUAUUUACAUAUGGGCUGUGCCACCCCCCCGAUUGCAUGUGUGUAAAUUCCUAGUGAAUCAUUAGUGAAUCAUUAACCAUGCCAAUCAAGGUAUUUGCGUUUCCGAUAAGCAGCCCAGCACGUGUCGCCUGGCCCUCGCUGCGUUUCCUUCGUGUUUGUGUUUAGGACUGACGUAGGAGGUGCUCAUCGUCAUGCUGGGUGACACGCCGGCUCCCAGUGUGCAGCUUUGCAGUUCUGUGGAAGGCCGCUGUCCUGUGAGGUAAGUGCUCACUUUUGAGAUUCUGCCUGAUUUCUAUACUGGCUCAGCUCACAGUGCAUUUCUGUCAGGAAAUUAAGGUUACCAUGCAACUUCAGUCUGGUUUAGCUGGUCAAAGUGAGCUGUGUGUGACUAUCACUAGCAAAGAAAUAAUUCAUAUUAAUACACCCAUUGUUCUGAAGAAUUCAUUUGGAUCUUCUGGAGAAAUAUCUAAGACCCAUCUGUUCCAGGAAUUCAUCUACUAGUCUGUUGUCUCUCUGAAUGCUCUUAGUCUUAGUCUUUCUCUUAGUCUUAGUGAGUUUGUACCUUCCCUAAAUUAUAUGUACUUCACUUCCUGAUAUCUUUAAUAUAUCUUCCUGUUCAGGUCUUUGUAAUAAGAUUUUUGUGCAAGCUACCUUUCACUUUUGUAACCAAUAUAAACACACUGAGGCGUUGCCCUCGGACGUUUACACCGACCCUGAUGGUUUAAAUCCCAGCAGAGGCACUUAACCUGAAUUCUCCCAGUGAAAUAUCCAGCUUAUUGAAUGAAUUUAAAUGAAUCUUUUCAGAUAAUCAUCAUUAGGCUUAUAGGACCCUGUAAUUCAUCUGUGUUUCUCUCCAAUGAUCUGGAGUUUCUUUUCUGUUCCGCAGGGUCUGACACACCUCGACCUUUGUAUCAUUUUUCCUGCUCUGAAUGUGCCACACCUGGCAACACGGGUCACCUGUGAGCAAAAUUACAGAAUAAUUAUUUCCCUGAGCCUGGUCAGUGCCAGGCUUCUGCAGCACUUAGAUACCCCUGCCUUGAACUUUCUGUUCUCUGUUCUCUUGAGUUCAAAGCUUGCAUCUUCCGUGAACUCGCAGCCCGUCACGCGUUAAUGCGGCUUGUUUCUUGUUGCUCUCUUUGCAGCCGUUUUACCGUCUCCGGCCGUGACGUUGGCGCUACGCUGGUUUACUCUUCUGUGAAGCCUGCGGGGGACUGAAUGGAUGAGUGACGAUGUACGUUAACGGAGGCGCCAUGACAUAAAGCUUUAAAUGACAGUUGAGAGAGUGAGAGGGAAGACGAGGACCGAGUUCCCCUGAAGAUGUUCCUCUUGGCAGAGCAGAAGAGCGGUCUGUGUGUUUGAUGGCGCAGUCCUGACGCAAUGGCCUACCUAGUACACACAGCCCACUUGCAGUUUGCUGGCCUCCUGUUAGGGUUUGUGAGCUGGAUCCUAACAGCGGUGUCCAUGGGCCUGGUGCAGUGGAGGGUGUGGCACGUGCUGGACGUCACCAACAUCACGUCCGGAGUGGCCUGGGUGGGCAUCUGGAGGGUCUGCUUCCCCAGUCGCGCGCUGGUCUCCUCUGAGCUGCAGGUCCUGUACUGCCGCUCCAUCCCGUUCCGGGACCCAUCAACGCCACCGGAAGUGUCGGUGGCCCAGGUUCUGGUGCCGGUGGCGUUGAUGGUGGGCGGUGGCGGGAAUGCCUGUGCAGUCUACGGACUGAGGAGCGUCUACUUUGGGAUGGAAAGGAUGAAGCCGCUCAGGGCGGCUUUCUCUGUGGCCGGCGUCCUCUCCUUACUCUCCGCAGUCUGCACCAUGCUGCCUCUAGCCUGGAAUAUGAGGUCAGUUGCCGCCAAUUACACAAUAGACUUCCCCCCCGAUUUCCACAUGCCCCCCUCACCCGUCAGGCAGGACGUGGGGGCAGGACUGAGCUUGGGGAUGCUGGCCUCCAUCCUGACGGUCCUCAGCGCAUUGACGUUCAUCUUGUAUAGACUCCCGAAAGCUGUCCCUCAUAGACAGCAUUUCAGGGCUGAGUCUGCUGCCAACCAGAGCAGCCGUAGCAACCAUGAAUGGGCAGCCAUGCGUAGCCAUGGCAACGACACACAAGUGGCCACUACAAACCCCGGCAGAGGCUCACAGACAGACGCAUCGCAGGGCAACGGCGACGUGAAGAGCCCUGGUCAUGCCCAGGACAACCCAGCAUUCGAGGACACCUGAAUGUCACCUCCCAUCCACGUGACAGAUACCAUUUCCAAAUUUGUUCACAUGAGCUAAUUCACUUCAAUUUGCAUAAUGGUUUAGUUGUGGACAUCGUAAGCAACGUCAGCAAAGUUGCGUUUAAGCAUGAAUUUACCCCGGAGCUGCGUGGACCGCGGCUGUUUUUCCUGACGCCUGAAUGAAUUUUACAUGAGACAGUCUGGGAGGAAUGAUUGUACCAUAAGGGGCUCUUGGGACUGUGAUGGUAGCAUCAUUUUUUCAUUUUGCUGUGUGUUGUUCUGAAGCUACAUUGAAUGCAUUUGCACUUUGAGAUCAAUUACAGAGUAAAAACAGAGAACUGGAAUUUAUUAUUGUGAAUAUUUUAAUUAUGAAUCAUGAUUAAACACUUUUAUCAAGUUUAGAAGAGAAUCAGUUGCACCCCUGCACCUAGUAAUGGCAGAAAAUAAUGAAAAAGGUAAAACAGUGUAAUGUAAAGAUUAACCUAAGAUGUGCUGAGUACGGAUGGGGGGGUGUGUCCAGCAGCAGGCUAGGGAUCUGCACCCACAUCCAUAAGGUUAUGAGUUCAAGUCUCAUGGCAGCAGAGUCACUGUCUCGUGGAAACAAGGCUCUGAACCCCAAACUGCUCCGGAGACACUGUCUGACUCAAGCUUUUCUGUCUUUUAAGUUGCUUUGGACAAAAGCAUGUAAUGUGACAUUAAAUAAGAUGUAACUAUAACAGGUGAAUCUCGCUGGAAGGACACUGUGGGCAGCGGCGUUAGGGGCAGUGUCAUGGCCCGAUCGUUCUGAUCCUCCUGUGUGCCACACCCCUUCAUUUACCUCAUGUGGAAUCCUCUUGUUAUCAACUGUUUCUAGUUGUGUUUAAUUGACUCCGUGUAUUUAAGUGAGUUUCUGUGAAUGUUUCCCGAAUCCAGUCAUUAACGUCGCCUUUUCCGUACUCCAGAGUGUGUUUUACCCAUAAUAAACCCCGUGUUCACCCGACCCCCCAACUCCUGUGCCUGCUUCCACGCUUCGUGCCAGCAUUUUUGUGACAGGCGGGGGGCAGCAAGGAAUCUAUCCGCAGGUUAGGGCCACUGGAUGAAAAAAUGUGAACUAGUUUUUGUGUGGGAUUUUUCUGUUAAUAAAAAAA
This is a messenger RNA of Paramormyrops kingsleyae, 4144 nucleotides long. RefSeq names its product claudin-34-like. The record is from RefSeq and is a predicted model, not a curated record. Gene Ontology annotation, molecular function: structural molecule activity. Gene Ontology annotation, cellular component: membrane; bicellular tight junction. Lineage: Eukaryota; Metazoa; Chordata; Actinopteri; Osteoglossiformes; Mormyridae.